This is a messenger RNA of Lasiosphaeria miniovina, 2214 nucleotides long. RefSeq lists its product as uncharacterized. NCBI's taxonomy places the organism in Eukaryota, Fungi, Ascomycota, Sordariomycetes, Sordariales, Lasiosphaeriaceae. The transcript is spliced from 6 exons. The coding region runs from base 1 to 2127 and encodes 708 amino acids. The record is from RefSeq and is a predicted model, not a curated record.
AUGGCCACGAGCACUGAGAACGACGUCAUCACGUCCCUGGUCUCCACGCCCAGCCAACUGGCCCCCUCAGAACCCCACAGUACCGCCCCCGGACCCUCGGUACCUCCCGAACUUCGAGGGACCGUGGAUCCCACGACCUGGGGCGAUCUAUUCGCAUUCGAUGACCUUCCGGAGCCAACAGCCAGACAGAUCAACAGCCACGACUUCCAUAUUUGGUCCGACGCGGACUUCAAGUACGAAAAAGGACAAACCAAGGCCUUCAAGGCCAACUGCCUUGACCCCGACUUCCUCCAGGACAUCCAGGGGCUUGAUACCCCCACCAACGCAGUCCUGCAGACGGCCCUCACCAAGGCCUUCAGUACCCUCGGCCUAAGGCCCAGCUCGACUACCCACUCGUACCACCUCGCUAAGAUCUACAACGAUGAGAUGAAGUACGGCGGCGAUACCUACGAUAUGCUCGCCUCUAAGCUUGUGAUCUUCCAGGGCUGCUGCCGACGCCUCAGUAUUCCUCAGAGCCAGUACGCCACGACCUUCCCGACCAUGCUCAAGAGCCGCGCCCUGACCUACUACUACGAGCAACUCUGCGGGCAAGACUACGACUUCACUACGAUGAUCGCCCGGAUCAAGGCCCAGUUCGAAAGCCAGCAUAACGACCAGCUACGGCUUUUGGAGUGGAGUAAUACAACGCUACGUCAGAUCAUCGACGAGAGCCCAGGAAAGGCAAAGACCGAAUGCCUUGAGCUCUUAUUCACACGACUCGCCAAGAUCCAACGCGCCUUACCGACCACCUACCAAUCAGAGGAACAGCUCCGUAUGCAGGUCGUUAACGCCUGCCGGGACGUCCCUGAGUGCACCCUCUGCCUAUACAACCCGGCUCCAACCUACGAAGGCGUUCGAACCCAGCUCCGGUCGGCAGUCAGAAUUGCAGCCAGAGCCCAGAGCCAACUGUUCAAUACCUCAGGCUCUGAGGAAGCCCGGCAGUACUGGACCGACCGAACGUCAACGGCCGAGAGGCCCGCUUCGGCCAACGCGCUCGACAGGUCCAGCUCGGCGUUCUCGAGGCUGGCGGGGUCCUGGUUGGUGACGCACAGGCCCUGGUCGGAGCCGGUUGAGAAGAUGACGGGGCUGCCGUCGCUGGCUUGCACCGCCGAGAAGGCCGUCCCGGGCUGGAUGCACCGCGCCGGCAGGGCGUUGUGCAUCAGCUCCGUGUGCGCCACAACGGUGUCCGUGGGCGCUGACCAAAAGUCCGUUCAGCUUGAAGCCCGGGAUGCCCUCGCACUGAGCCCUCAGGGGCUCAACCAGGUCAUCGCCAUCUCGCAGGGGGCUGUUGACAUGUGCCUGGCCUACCAGUUCGUCCAGCCCGAGAACGCCAAUGUGAAGAAUCUCAAUAUCAAGAACGCAACGGCCGGGAUUUCGCUCACGGGAGUCAUGAACCCCCAGGCCAUGCAGCUCAGCGGCUCUUUCAACUACUACGACUUCUCGAGCGGGACGCCCACCCUAGUGCAGCUGCCAGCCAACGGCUGGGCCAUCCCGAUCCAGGUCGGCUUCGGCUCGCAGCAGCUGGCCAGCGUGCCAGCAGACGUGCAGAAAGCCGUCGACGGCCCCGGCCAGUACUCGAUCACGCAACUGAUCAUCGAAUUCACCACGGCGGGCCUGGCGCCGGCGGCCUGGGACGAGAGCACGCUGCCCGGGAUCGACACGACGCUGGGGCAGGACGCCGGCGUCAAGGGCAUGCUCGGCUCGCUCAUCGAGUCGUACCUCGAGGUGCUGCGGGGGCCGGGCAACACGACGCUGGCCAUCUCGACGAGCUCGACGCUUGAGACAGACGUGGUCUGGACGCCGGGCAGCAGCACCAUCGUGCUCAGCACGGUCGCCAGCAUCACGUACAAGAUUGUCAGCUCGGUGCGGUACUGGGGCCCGUACACGGGGUGGGCGACAGAGCCGGCCGGGACGUACAACGACGCGAUCGCGCUCAGCUGGACGACGACACUCGAACUGGCAUCCGUCAGCGACACGGGCAAGCUGGCGGUGAACCUCGCGCAGGUGACACCAAUAUGUACGAAGGUAGCUCACGAACACGGAAAGUCGGGGGACAAAUUAUACAUUACCGAGCCUUUGUCACGGUAAAGAGGCGCGCCAGUGACUUUGGGCUAAGGUAGUUAGGGAACCUUUAACGUAAAUUGGGGUAAUAUAACUCAGAGAUGAGCUGUCGGC